This is a messenger RNA of Drosophila ficusphila, 1411 nucleotides long. RefSeq names its product proto-oncogene serine/threonine-protein kinase mos (gene Mos). The record is from RefSeq and is a predicted model, not a curated record. Gene Ontology annotation, cellular component: cytoplasm. Bases 117 to 1211 code for a protein of 364 amino acids. The transcript has 3 exons. NCBI's taxonomy places the organism in Eukaryota, Metazoa, Arthropoda, Insecta, Diptera, Drosophilidae. Gene Ontology annotation, biological process: signal transduction; negative regulation of metaphase/anaphase transition of meiotic cell cycle; positive regulation of MAPK cascade. Gene Ontology annotation, molecular function: protein kinase activity; ATP binding.
UACAGCUGUUUUGAAAAUUCACCGUUAGAAGGCCGGGAAAAAAUUUAGGCCAUGUGGAUUUAUUUGAAGAAAAUAUAAAUUUAAAUUCCUACGGGCGUAUUUUAGUUUGCAGACAAAUGGGAGAGAUUUUGCUGAACACACCGAAAAGAGAGCAAUUACUCAAGGAUGGCCCACCCAUGCCCACCAGGUGCCAGAUUCUAGGACGCGGGGCCUAUGGCACCGUUUUUAAAGCUAUUUAUAGGGAUCGCUCAGUUGCUGUAAAGAUCAUUCGAGCCCAGGCGGCUUCUACUUUGCACAAUGAAUCGCAUUUGUUGAACUUGGAGCAUAGGAACAUUGUGCGCCUCCUUAAACUAGAAUCGGCCGCCGAGUUUGGGUUGGUCAUCAUGGAGUGCCCUAGAGGACAAAGUCUGCAGAGGAUCGUAGACGCUUUGGCCCUUCCACUUAUACACAGGGUUUUAAUAACCCUGGAUGUGGUUGCCGCUCUGAAGUACUGUCAUUCCCGGAACGUACUACAUCUUGAUGUAAAACCAACCAAUGUAUUGGUUGCUCUGGGAACAAAGUCUUCAGGAGUUGGCAAUUCUUCUAAGGUCAAGCGUAGCUACAUCUGCAAACUCUGCGAUUUUGGCUCCUCCAUUGAAAUGGGCGAGUUUUGUGCAAGGCAAGAGGCAGCUAUCGCCAAUGGAACCUUAAGAUACAUGUCUCCAGAAGCCUUGCGAUCCGACAACCUAUCUGAAGCCUCCGAUAUCUACUCCCUGGGCAUAACAAUGUGGCAACUGCAGACCCGCAGAUUGCCCUAUCACAUGCUCGAUUGCAACGAGACCAUAGCCUAUCAGGUGGUUAAGCACGAACUGCGUCCGGAUAGCUAUCACCAACUAAAGAUUCUGGCUUUGGAUAACCCCUGUGAAAUUGGGCCGACAGACAGCGAUUGGGACUUCAACGACGUGAUUUAUAGAAAGGCGCAUGGCCCGAUCUGUCGCAAUCUGAGCCUCGAUCCAUCUUACACCGCCGGCCGAGAUCUGAAAAAGAAGCGCCGACGGAACCGAUUAGCACUCCAUUUCGAUAGUCCGGCGCCAGAAGCGAGUGCGUGCCUGGAAAACGCUUACUCGAAACUAUACAAAAGCUGCUGGGUCAGCGCCCCGGAAUCACGUUUCAGUUCCCUCCAACUGAAGCAUGAACUGGAGCUCAUUCUUUGUCGUAGCGCAGCACCAUAGUUUAAGCCGUCGUGUUUGUUUGUAUUUUAUGUAAUUGAUUAUCACUACAUGUUUAUGUAAGAUUUUACCAGCCCACCGCGAUAAAUGUAUUCGAGAGGCGAGGCCAAUGGUUAGGUCAAUAAUUUAUUUUUCUGUAACUUCUUUUUGUUUAUUUUUUGUACUCGCUACGCUAAGAAAAUACAUUUAUAAUGUUUAUACGA